Molecule: messenger RNA, 5009 nt
Organism: Zerene cesonia (dogface butterfly)
Lineage: Eukaryota; Metazoa; Arthropoda; Insecta; Lepidoptera; Pieridae
Product: GTP-binding protein Di-Ras2
Exons: 4
Coding region: 87-716 (209 amino acids)
Biological process (GO): signal transduction
Cellular component (GO): plasma membrane
Molecular function (GO): GTP binding; GDP binding; GTPase activity
Source: RefSeq, a predicted model, not a curated record
AUAAAAUGCUGUAAAAUAGUUUCCCUCUGUGUCAAAACGAAUUUAAUGAUUGAUUUUCCAACAAGGCUCAUCUACUAAAACUAGUAAUGCCGGAGCAAAGCAAUGAUUAUCGUGUUGUAGUUUUUGGUGCGGGUGGUGUAGGGAAAAGUUCUCUGGUUCUACGUUUCGUCAAAGGUACAUUCAGAGAAUCAUACAUACCGACUAUCGAAGAUACUUACAGACAGGUUAUAAGCAGCAAUAAAACGAUAUGUACGUUACAAAUAACUGACACCACUGGUUCCCAUCAAUUUCCAGCCAUGCAAAGGUUAUCAAUCAGCAAGGGUCACGCGUUCAUACUCGUGUAUUCUGUGAGCAGUCGACAAUCGCUGGAAGAGUUAAAGCCCAUAUGGCAAACGAUAAGAGAAAUAAAGGGCGCCGAUCUUCCAAACAUUCCUGUGAUGCUAGCGGGAAACAAAUGCGACGAGAGCCCUGAGAUUCGAGAAGUUUCCGCGGCAGAAGGCCAGGCGCAAGCGCAAGAGUGGGGCGUAUCUUUUAUGGAGACCUCAGCGAAAACCAAUCACAAUGUCACACAAUUAUUUCAGGAAUUACUUAACAUGGAAAAGAACAGAAAUGUCUCUCUCCAAGUUGAUGGUAAAGGAAAAAAGAAAAAGGAUAAAAAUGUCAAAGAAGGCGGUGAGGGGUCGGCUAGUGGAAGGGAAAAAUGUCUAUUGAUGUAGAUAACCUGAAUCAUUUAUUUCUAAUGUAAUAUCCCACCUUAUCUAUUAAAUAACUAGCAGCAUUAUGUUAUAUAAAUAUGUUUAAAAGAGACGAAAAACAUAUUAAACGAGUCAUAAAAUGCUUGAAAAUUAAAUUCGAAAACAAGUUAAAUUUUUAUAAUAUAUUGUAUCUCAUGAUGUUGCCCGUUAGUAUUAACUAAGUCACCGUUCUAGUCAUAAAAAAUCAUUAGUUAAGCACAGGACAAGUUGCAUUUAAAUAAGUAUUAUCAUGCCUAUUAUAAUGUUAGUUUGUACGAUGCGAUUACAUCGUAGAAUAUAUAUUUUGCUAUAACUAAAAAUUACUUUAUUUACACUAGUUACAUAUUUAUCUAUAUAUGAGUAUAGUACGACUAACUUAUCUGUGAACUAGGUGCGAUGCUUAACGUAGGGUUGCCAUAUUUUGGAAUACGAAUCACAAAUGUUAAUUAAAAAUCUAAAACUUCUUUGGUCAAUAAUAAUAAAGAAAUGUACUCUAAUGCUGGUUUGGAUUUUUAGAACUAAUAAAUUCUCAAAUAAUUAAUAUUAUUUGAGGAACUUUAAAUUGCUAUGACAGUGAAACCUUUUGCAGAAAUAUGUAUGGUAGAAUGGUGAAGAAGAGUUAUUUUAUUAAAACUUGAAUAUAUUUAAAAUAACUGCCGCUUCACAGAUAAGUUAUUAGACCUAUAAUGACUGAGACGCUAAGGUCGUGAAGUUAUUCCGAGCGUUAGUGUGAAAAUACAACGAAGUGAAGUCUCUAGGACAAGUGUUGUUAAAUUAUAUGUACGCCGACAAAUAAUUAAUUAAAUGUCAUGUUUACGUUAAGUAUUCAGUACCUGAUAAUCGGAAUACUGAUGGAGCCCGUAAAGUAUGUUUCUCGAAGUGCUACACGUUAAAUUACACCCGUGAACUAUUAGCUAAAGUUAAUGGCUAUUGGUUAUGUUUCAUAAACAUUUAUUUUAUUUAUUUCAGUGUCGUUAUUGCUUUUUGUAUAAGUAAUAAGAUAAAGCAUGCUUUAAAACUAGCAUUAUCAUCGUGAGGCUACACGAAAUAUGUACUUGAAAUAAGUACGUAUUGUAUUAAUCAUAACAUUAAGCAAAUCAUAUGUGACUCUGAAAUAGUCAACUACACUUAUUAGAUUAUUUAAGUCAUUGUGAGAGACAUUAUAAUAUUAUGUGCCAAAUAUCUAAAAAGUUAACAUAAAAAAAAAUCUUGAAAUUACGUACACGUGCUACUUUCAAAAUAAUUAAAUCUUAAAUUAUUUGUUUCAAAAGCGUGUGAAUGAAAUUGUGAAUAAAAAGUGAAUGACAAAUAACGAUAGAUUAAACCAACUCGGCUAGAACUCAUAUAGCGACACCAUAUCCAGUUUGUAUAUCUCACAAUGACUAAACAACAUACUAUAUUCCCUAUAAUAUUUUGACUAUAAAUUAACUUUUUAAAUUUAAUAUAUUAAUCGUAGCUAUCGCUAGUCAUUAGUGCACAUUAUUUAAUAUCGUUCACUAACAUAUCUAAUUAGAAUUGUCCAUAGAUACAAAUUUAUCUAGUCAGUCGAUUAUUAUUAUUGUAUAUGCUGGUUAUAGUGAGGAAUAAGUAAUUAGGAAUGAUAAAAAAAAACUUAUUGUGCAGUUGCCAGUUUUAUUCAAUAUGCUUGCAUGACCCAAACGCUUAUUACAUUAAAAUAUAAUUUAAUCAUUAUCCCUGAAUUGUUGUGUAUUUUUAUAAUUAUUUAUAUUUUUAUAUUUAUAAACAGUUUGUGUAAUUUUAAGUGUUGUCAAGACAUUAAAAGAAGACACCCACGUUGGAAUUAUUGUUACAUGGGCACAUAUAAUAAUUAAGAAUAUUAUGUACACAUUGAUGGAUAAAAUCAUUGUUACAUUAAAUUGUUGUAACUGGACCAAUGUUGUUUAAAGUUGUUUGAUGUUUUCUAUUAUCGUAGAGAUAUCUUUAUUUCAUGUGUGUCACUGUAUAUUAUGUUAGAUUACACUUGUCUUCUAUCUCCCGACAGUCUAUGCAAGCUUUUGAAAUUAUUUGUAAAUUUUUAUUCGUUAAAAUGUUGGAAUUUACAUUUGGUGCAUUUCGUAAUACAUUUUACAAUUAACGAACCCUGGUGAUGUUAUAUUAUGUUAAACUUUAUAUACUUGAGAAAGUUUUUAGUAUAAAUUUGUAUAAAUAUCUCAAUUUCAUAGCUUCUAGCUCGAAAUACAGAUCCUUAGUGGCGUAAAACAUUCCUUUUAAAUAAUAAGUUAAUUCUUCAUUAUACGUCGUCAUAAUGUCUUUUCCGACUUCAAUCUUCUCUCAAUAAUCUAUAAUCUAUGUAGUGUAUUCUGAAAAUAUAUAAUAAUAAAAUUUCCAUAUUCUCUAAAUUAGUCUACAGGUAGUGUAGUGAACAAGUGAGCUUAUAAUUCAAUUUCUUAUUUUCAUGGAUGCAUAAUUUUCUCUGCCUUGCAUUGUUUAUUUAUAAAGUUUAUAUCAAAAAUUAAUUUAGGUUACUGUUGUUUCAUUAAUAAUAUAGGCAUAACUACAUUCUAUUCAUAAUGCAACGAAAUAAAUAUUUAUUGUAUUCUGUAAGAUUGUUAAAUGAUCCAUGAAAGUAAGAAUUUUUAUCAGAUCUUUUAAAAUUAAAGUUUAUCAAAUUAAAUAAAAUCCUCAUGAAGGUGCAAAAUAAAGUAUAUGGCAAUAAUAUUGAAAUAGUUUGAAUCAUAGAAGUCGUUUUUGUCUAAAAAUGUGUAAGGAAUAAUUUAGCAUUAAAGUCAGUGUGUAGGGACUGCAGUGGUCAUUUAUUAUAAUUUAUAGCUUUAAAGAUUUAUUGGAAAAUAAAAUAGAGGUAUAGCAUAGCUUCCAUGUUGAAUAAUAGUUCGCGAUUUCUUAAACUAUAUAUUUAUAUUAAAAGGACAUCGGAUAAUGCUGUCAGAUAUAGUCGAAGGAUCGUCCAUUAAUUGCAUCAUAAUUUGUUUUAUUUCUGAGAUCUCAUCAUGGCUUUAUUAUUAACUGGCGGACUUAACGUAUAUUUUCCUGAAAAUUGACCUUCUGAAAUAAAAAAAUUAUUAUAAUCGCACGAUAUCUGCGUCGAAACUUCCACCCAUGACAUUUCAUGAAAUUUCAAAUUUUCUUGCACUUUUCAAAAUCUCGUGGCAUUAAUAGACGAUCUCAAAUCCACAUUAAGGUCCGCUUUUAAUGGCUUUCGUUUCGCAACUCGCAUUUGUUUUCACAUAAUAUGAAAAACUGCCAUGUUAUGAAAUCCAAAUGGUAAAAUUUUUCAAUUUAAAUCUAGAAGUAAUAUUCACCUUUAUUGUUUGUAUCUUGUAUGCUUCUAGGUCAUCUAGCCUUUAAGAGGAAUAAUAAUUAUGUAACUACUUACAAUAAAUAAAAUUUUUGAUUAGAACCUAUUUACAAUAGUUGAGAUAUCUUCAGCUCGGUUCAAAUGAAUAAAUUGUAUUAACUUUGAUGAAGGCAUUCGAAGCAAUUAAAAUAGAAAAAAUGUUUAUUUCCUUUACAAAUAUUUGUACAUACACAUUUAUAACUUGGUGGUAGAGCUUAUAUAUUUUUUAUUGGUGAUUUCAAGUUCAUUUUUCUGUAAAUUUCAUAGCAAUGCGAAUUUGAAUUACUUUGUUUCCGUUCAUGCAAUGUGAUACUCAUUCAGUGUAUAUGUCAACAGAAAAUUGUAAUUGUUUUUUUUUUCUCGGUAAAAUACAGAAGUGCGAUUGCCAGAAAAUGUUAUAAAUCACAAUUUGAUCAUAACCUUACGGUUUUUAAAAGCUUAGGGUGACAGUUACAUUUUUUAUAUAAACAUAUUAAUAUCUAUUUUAGUCCAUUGGUACAAAUGAAAUAAAAAACAAACAAUUCAGGUGUGAAUUGGGGAUUGAAACAAUUCGAUAACAAUAAUUAAUUUAUUCACAUUUGUAUAUUUAGCUUGAUCCAUAAAUUGCAAAGCGUAGAAGAUACUGCGGUAGAUCCUAGACAUAGAGUAGGUGGAAGUAGGCACCUCAGGGAAGGAGUGUCUGUAAGCUUGGCAACGUGCGAGAGUAAGGGAAUCUAAGCAUUUGAAGUGAUGUAAAUAUUUUGUUAAAAUGUUAUUUAUUAUGAGGUUGCGAAUGUUUGUUGACCAAUAGCAUAGAAUUUAAGAUUAGAAUUUGCUUCGUCCCUAGAUACAGUUGUAUCUUUUAUAAAAAAUUCUGCUUAUUGUAUCCGAAACGAAUAUUUCAAUUGAAUUAUUAUAUUUUUUAAUUUAUCUUGUAACACUUUCUCAAUAAGGCAUCACGAAAUAAAAUAUGAAAUAUU